Molecule: messenger RNA, 2913 nt
Organism: Schistocerca piceifrons (Central American locust)
Lineage: Eukaryota; Metazoa; Arthropoda; Insecta; Orthoptera; Acrididae
Product: golgin subfamily A member 6-like protein 22
Exons: 14
Coding region: 101-2554 (817 amino acids)
Source: RefSeq, a predicted model, not a curated record
UCGGCGCCGCCAAUAAUAGCAUAGCAGAAGCAAGUGGCCGCCCCGUGCCGUGCUAUCGCGCGGGUCAGCUCAGCUGCGACACUCGACGCCUCCCGAGAAGAUGGACAGUGGCGACGAAGACAGCGUCCUCGAGGGCAGCGUGGGCAGCGGCAGUGGCAGCGGCAGCGGCGAUGGCGACGCAGACAGCGACGCCGUGCAGCGGGCCUGCGCCGCCUGCCCGCAGGACAUCCUCGACUGCAUGGAGCGCGCCGGCUGCGGCGAGCCGCCCCUCGCCGCCUUCUUCACUUACUGGAGGACCUUGCUGAACCAAGAGGCGCGCUUCCGAGAGCAGCUGUCGGAGCUACAGCAGCGCAACGAGCGGCAGCAGCAGGAGGCGAACGCGCUGCGCUUCCGCAUGGAGGAGCUGUCGCGAGACGCCAUGGUCAAGGGCGCCGGCAUGGACCGUCUUCAGGCUGAGCUGGAGGCAGCGAAUAAGGACUCAGAGAGUGUCCGCCAAAAACUGCGCCAGCUGGAAAGUGAACUCACAACUUACAGACAACAAAAUGCAGAUCUUCUGGAGCAACUUAACCAGAAAACGACAGAAGACAGUGAAUCCACAAAGAAAUUGGAGGAAAAAGUUAAAGAGCUGGAAGUUCAGCUCAAGGAUAUGCAGCAGGAACGUGAUCGUUUGGAGAAGCUUCGCAUUCAGUUAGAAGCAGAAAGAGAAGAGGAGAUGAAAAUUGUUCAAGAGGCACUGGAUGAGGCACAACAAGAGAAGGCUGAAAUGCAAGCACAGUUUGAGAAACUUCAUACGGAGACAACCAAUAGGGAACAACAAAUGCUUGAUGACUUUGAAUGGAAGCUGCGAGAAGUAGAGCAAGCAUGCAAAAAACGCUUAGUUGAGAAAGAGCAAGCUUUUGAAGAGAAAAUCAAAGAAACUACAAAGAAAUUGGAACAGCAGCAUAAAGGAGAGAUUGCAACUCUCAAAGCAUAUGAAGCAGAGGUACAUCAGUUAAGAGGACUUUCACAUGAGCAACAAAGAUCAAUGAGAAAUGCAGCAAGACAGACAGAAGAGUUACAAGUUGCAGAGAAAAUGCUGAAAGAGGAAGUAGCUCGCCUGAAAACAGUUAUUGAAACAGAAAAAAGUUAUGCUGCAACAAUCCAGAACAUUCAUGACAAACAUGUCGCAGAGGCAGAAAGGAAACUUCAGUCACAACUUCAAAUCCAGAGGAAUGAAAUUAAUGCUCAGUGGGAAGAACGGACGCAGCGUGAAUUUUCACGUCUGAAGUCAGAAAUGGAAAAGGUUCAUAAUGAAGAAAAGAAAGUGGCAAUACAGUCCAUUAGGAAGCAGUUAGAAGAUGAAUUACAGAAAACAAAGGGCGAUCUUGAAAAGAAGUUACAGAAAAGUUUGAGAGAGGUUGAACAAUUGAGAUCAAAUCUAGCAGAAAAGGAACAAUAUUACCAGAAGGAAAUAGAAAAAACCCGAACAAAUGCAGAUAGAGAUAUCUUCGACCUUCGUAGAAAAUUGGACAAAAUUGAUAUGGCAUACCAGGAACAAAUGGAAAAACUGACAGAAAAGCAUGAGAAGGAAAUUGAACAUUUAAAUGAGGAAGCAGAACGGAGGGUACAACAAGUGGAGCAGAACUGGCAGUUACAAAUAAGUUCAACAAGAGCUACUCUUGAGUUAGUAAAGGAACAGAUGCAACGCGAUGCAGAUGAAAGGAUGGAAAGUCUUAAAGAAAAAUAUCAGCAGCAGCUAGAAUCCCAAUGGGAAAAGCUGAAUAAUGAGAAAGAAGAUGCAAUAAAAUCCAUGGAAGAGAAACAUCAAAAUGAAAUGAAACAGUUUAGAGAUGAAGUAGAGGAAAUGAAAAAGAUGUAUAUGACAAGAGAGAAAGAAUUGAAUGCUGCAAUUGAGAAUCUGCAAUUGUUACUUGACAAGAAAAAUAAAGAUAUUGAUGAAUUACAAAGGAAUGUGGAUUUGUUUGAUGGUGGUCUCCAGGUUCUAAACAAAGAGAUUUCCACUCAAGGGAAGGAAAUACUUCGUGUGAAGACUAAAGCACAAAACUGUAUAAGGGAGCGUGAUGCAAGACUGUCAGAGCUGAAGGAAAAAUACGAAAAAGAAAAGGAACAAUGGAAUAAACUGAAAGAAGAAAUGCAGCAGGAAAUAAAUGUUCUGAGUCAAAGGCUCCAUACAUCCACAGAUUUGCGGAAACAGCCUAUUCAUGAAGAACAUGAAGAAGUGAUAGCAGAUCUCAAGAAAGUUCUUGCAGAGCGUGAUAAUGAACUGAGGUUACUGACAGAGGAAAAAAGAUACUAUCAAUUGCAUUUCAUGAAAAUGCUCAAAGACCAAGAAGUAAUAUGUAGUCCCCAAAGCGUGACAGGCAUUUUAGAUCCACAGCAAGAACAGUGCUGCCGCAAAGGAGGAGGCAGUCCUGAAUUCAAUAGCGGCAUGACCACCAAUGUAUUGCACUCUUCUUCAUUACCUCUUGUUUCUGAGCACUAUGGUCGAUUUACAAAUCGGUCAGCAUCUACAGAUGCUCUGACUGAUGUUAUUACUCCAAUGAUAGGUAGUUGACAAGUUUUAUUUGUCAACCAUUUUGAUAUAUAUUCUUGCAAGUGCACUUACAGUACUAUAUUGUGAGAAUGCCAGUGCAAUUUUAUGCCAACAGUAUGGCAUCUUCAGUGUGUUACAAUGUUUUAGAGGAUCAUUUCUUGUAAUAUUCCUGCACUUAAUUUUUCAGAACUAUGUUCUCUGAAGAACAUCCCUUUAGUGACUGUUAUGUCUUAGUUCAUUAUGAGAAGAAUGGUAACAUCACUGAAGAUUUUUUGAAAAACUCUGAUUUGUAUACAUGUUAUCAAUAUAUGUCAAAAGUGUUGUGAGAGCAGCAGACAAUAAAAUAUGUCAUGAAAAUAAAAUGGUUAUUAAAUAAUAAG